This is a messenger RNA of Ctenocephalides felis (cat flea), 1287 nucleotides long. Its product is annotated as zinc finger protein 600-like. Lineage: Eukaryota; Metazoa; Arthropoda; Insecta; Siphonaptera; Pulicidae. Gene Ontology annotation, cellular component: nucleus. The record is from RefSeq and is a predicted model, not a curated record. The transcript has a single exon. The coding region runs from base 1 to 1287 and encodes 428 amino acids.
AUGUCAGAAGAAAUGAUUAUGUCUACGAAUGAACAUCCAAUCAAAAUUGAGCCACCCGAAUAUUUAGCAGGGGACGUUAAAUGUGAAAUUGAGGAUAAAUUUGAUGCCAUUGAUGCUAUUGUUAAAUCUGAAGACGAUGAUACGUGUUUAGAAAGAUUCAUAAAUUCCGAGGUGACGAUUGAAGAAGAAGUCAAACAGGAGUCUUAUGAAUGUAACACUUAUGAAUGUGAAAUAAGCGAUAAGACAUUUAAUAAUAAAGGCAGUGAAAAGCGCCUCCAUGAAUGCAAGAAAUGCAAUAAGGCAUUCACAGAAUUAGGUCAUCUGAAGAAACACAUGGUGACACACCGGGGAGUACGCUCGCAUAAGUGCAAUGUAUGCAAUAAAACGUUUACAAACUCGAGCGAUCUGAAAAGACACAUGCUCAUUCACAGUGGUGAACGCCCCCACGAAUGCAAUGUAUGCAAGAAACAAUUCCAACUAGUAGAUCAUCUGAAAAAACACAUGCUGAUACACAGUGGUGUACGCCCAUAUGAAUGUAAUACAUGCAAUAACACAUUUACACAAUUAAAUAAUCUGAAACGUCACAUGCUCGUUCACAGUGGUGAGCGUCCCCAUGAAUGCAACAUAUGCAAUAAGAAAUUCACAAACUUAAGUAAUCUGAAAAGCCACCUGCUCAUUCACAGUGGUGAGCGCCCCCAUGAAUGCAACAUAUGCAAGAAGACAUUCAACGUAUUAAGUAAUCUGAAAAGCCACCUGCUCAUUCACAGUGGUGAGCGUCCCCAUGAAUGCAGCAUAUGCAAGAAAACAUUCACAGAUUUAACUCAUCUGAAGAGACACAUGCUCAUUCACAGUGAUGAACGUCCGCACGAAUGCAAUGUAUGCAAUAAAACAUACACAAAUUUGAGCAAUCUAAAGAGACACAUGCUCAUUCACAGUGGUGAAUGCCCCAACAAAUGCCUUGUAUGCAAGAAACAAUUCCAAGUAGUAAGUCAUCUGAAACAACACAUGCUGAUACACAGCGGUGUACGCCCAUAUGAAUGUAAUAUAUGCAAUAACACAUUCACACAAUUAAAUAAUCUGAAACGUCACAUGCUCGUUCACAGUGGUGAGCGUCCCCAUGAAUGCAACAUAUGCAAUAAGAAAUUCACAAACUCAAGCAAUCUGAAAAGUCACAUGCUCAUUCACAGUGGUGAGCGCCCCUAUGAAUGCAGCAUAUGCAAUAAGACAUAUAUCGGAAAAGGUAGUCUGAAAAAACACAUGAUGGUUCAUGACCACAAGGCUCCUUAG